Messenger RNA from Rubroshorea leprosula, 2097 nucleotides. The record is from the annotation of a GenBank genome assembly. NCBI's taxonomy places the organism in Eukaryota, Viridiplantae, Streptophyta, Magnoliopsida, Malvales, Dipterocarpaceae.
AACAAUACAUAUCUACCUUCCUUUUUCUGCACAUUGCAUGCCUUGGAAGGCCCACAUCUCUCAGUAGAUGAAACUCAUCACGUUAAAGAUGAGAAGUUUGUGCCUUUGAACAGAUAAGAAAGUGAAAGGUGCCAAAUGCUUGCCAUCUGCCCAUGAAUUUUGGGUGUUUUUGGUUUCAGUUUUCGAGGAGAAUUCUGGCUUUCCUUCAGUUAUUAUCAGGUGAAAAUUCCUUAUUCACUGUCACUUUUUUUUUCUUGGGAUUUGGUUUGGUAAACAUGGAGCUGAUCUGAAAAAUCCUACUUAUAUCCCCAUCUCAGUCUCACAAAAUUCAAGUUCCCAAGAACCAAGCUUUAUGAAAUGGUGAUUUAUGUUUUGAUUCACUAAAUUCAUCACAAGAUUCUAUGAACUGGGAAUGUAUGCUCAUAUAAAAUCACCAGAAAUUCAGUAGCACGAGCUACAAAACUGUAAAGAUUCAGAAUUACUGGAGAAUCUGUGCAAGUGAUGGUUCUUCAAUGGGUAAGAUGAAGAGCUGGCUCAAUCUAUUGAAGGGGUUUUUUCUCUUGGAGACAUAUUCAAAAACAGAAAAGAAGGAGAAGAGAGGGAAAUGGAUGUUUGGAAGGGCUAAGGUCAAAAGGUUACCUUCCAUUGCAGCACCAUCACCACCAAGAGACAGAACACUAAAUGAACCAGAGGAAGAACAGGGCAGGCAUGCUUUGACUGUGGCUCUGGCCACAGCUGCUGCAGCUGAAGCAGCUGUUGCAGCAGCUCAUGCUGCAGCUGAGGUUGUCCGGCUCACUAGUACUCCUCAAUCAACCCGAAAAUGCCAAGAAGAAAGAGAAGCAUACACAGUUGACAUUCAAGCAGAUUCCCCUAAAUGUACCGUUGCAUAUGAGAGGAGGAUCCAAGAACUAGCUGUCAUUAAAAUUCAGAGUGCCUUUAGAGGCUACCUUGCUAGGAAAGCUUUGAGGGCAUUGAAGGGGAUAGUGAAGCUUCAAGCAAUCAUCAGAGGCCGAGUUGUUAGAUGCCAAGCCAUGACUACCCUAAAAUGCUUGCAGUCCAUGGUAAAUAUACAGUCACAGGUUUGUGCAAGGAGAUUCCAGAUUGCAGAAACUGCAUCUCAUUUUGAUGAAAACAAACAGCUUCCACAGACAUUUAAAGACAAGAUCAUAAAGGUUGAUACAAACAGUCAGAAAAGAUGGGAUGAUAGCACUCUGACAAAGAAAGAGGCAGAAGCCAUGGUUUUAAGCAAGAAAGAAGCUGCAAUCAAGAGAGAAAGGAUAAAGGAAUAUGCAUAUACUCAUCGAAAGUCAGCAGAAUGUGAACUGAACAAGGGUAAUGGGAGAUGGAAGUACUGGUUGGAUAACUGGGUGGAUACCCAAGUUGCUAGAAGCAAAGAACUUGAAGUUUUAGACUCAGUUUGGACUUCAAAUCCAAAGCCUGCAGUGGAGGACAGAGCAAAACACUUGAAACUGAGGACUUUUCGGAGACAAUAUCCUGGUGAAGAGCUGCAGUCUCCUGUAUUCAUUCCACGAAGAUCAUUCCAUCACAGAAAGCAGUGUUCACUGGGGGAGGACAAUUCCUUCCCUGCCUCUCCUGUUGUUCCAACUUACAUGGUUGCAACAGAAUCUGCCAAGGCAAAGGUAAGAUCACUGAGCUCACCAAAGCUGAGGCCAGGAAGUUAUGACACUCACUCUGAAAGCUACUCUCCCUAUAAGAAUAAGCUCUCUCUUAUAUCUUCUGUCACAACUGAAGUCCCAAGCAAUUACCGGAUGGGCAGGGCUUUCCAGCCGAGCUCUCCACGGCUGAAGGGCCUAAAUGGCCCGCCAGGUCCUGUAAAAUCAAGCCGGACUCUGAAGGACCUCACCUUGAACUCAGAUUGCCCGUUGCCUUAUCGGGAUCAGCAAAACACCUUCGGGUGAUUGCCAGUCACUGGAUGCCAGAAGAGGGACAUGUUAGUGUGUUGGUUUCUACUUUAGAUAUAUGUUAGUCUGUAACUAGGAAUAAAAUGGACAGGCAAAUUGACUGAAUUUAAGAGACUCUGAUUCCAUAGUUGCAGAACAAAGAAAAUAACUUUUCAAAUACAGAAUCCUUACUUCA